Messenger RNA from Sipha flava (yellow sugarcane aphid), 486 nucleotides. RefSeq lists its product as uncharacterized. The record is from RefSeq and is a predicted model, not a curated record. NCBI's taxonomy places the organism in Eukaryota, Metazoa, Arthropoda, Insecta, Hemiptera, Aphididae. Bases 1 to 486 code for a protein of 161 amino acids. The transcript has a single exon.
AUGCCGCGAGUCCACGCGCCGUGCGACAAGAACCGGCCGACGGCGGGGUUCGAUCAGUUCGAGCUGCGCGGCGGACAGAUGAUCGUCGGUUGCAAGUGUACCCGGAACGACGGGAUGCAGCACGAGUGCUUGCGAACCAAGUGCAUGGGCCGACCGCCGUGCCUGACGUUUCCCGUGGCCACCUGCGCGCCCAGUCAACCGUGCCCGUUAGCGGACAACGGCGGCGGCGGCGGCGGCGGCGGCGGCUCGUGGACGGGGGCAGAACGGCCACCGGUGAACAGACGACCUGGGGCGGCGGCUGACGAGGAUCGCGACCGUUCGCGAGCCGCCACUGCUGCCGCGCGUCGCCUACGUCGUAGGGCCGUCGACCAAUACGACGACCGGCCGGCGUUCAGAGCGCUGUUCGAACCGUGUCGGGUGCACGCCAGAAAACCCAAGGCCGAUUGCCGCCCGCCAGCCACCGACGGCGCCACUAAACGUCAAUAA